GUUUGGCGUGUCGUCCUGUCUGGCCCGCUCAGGAAUGGACGUCAUGUGAAUAGAGGGUUAGAUCCAGCUGUUGCACUUGCGCGCAUCGUUACCUUUAAGAUGCUCGAGGAUAAAGCCCUUGUUUUAGCCUAAACCGACACCAUUUUAGCUACGAGUUCGGUGCGUCCGGUGAGCGAGGCCCCGGGUGACUCGGACGUGUUGUUGGAGAAGAACGGCCGGACGUUUUUGUUGUGGCGUUGUUGUUUUUUUUUAACAGAAACGGGGGAGGAUUUAACGGCUGUUUCUAUAAAUGUCGGAUUUCAUUAUUUGUCGGCCUACCGUGAAGUGGCGGCGGCGGCGGGGGCGAGAGGGACGGCACGAGACGAGACGGGGUCCGCGAGGAGGGUGCACACACAAAAUACUUUCCCUUUAAAGCGGAGAGGGACAGAGGGGGUGAAGAAGAGAUAAAAAAAGAAAAGGAAGAAAGCCAGAGAGGGAGGGAGGGCGAGAGGGAGCGAGGGAGCGAGAAAUGAAAAAAAGAGAAAGAUGUCAUCCAGUCGAUUGAAACGCCGAGGCGGAGCCACGGACCGCGGCCGACCGGGAGCGCUCUAGCUGGGGGGCGAGCUGUACGCAACGCCGAGGCUUGGGACCCGAACGGCUGCGGCCUUCCUGGGAGCUAUCGCCAAAUAAAUCCCGAGUCCCGAACCAGCUGCAGACUGAUCACUGAUACAUCAUCUGUAUACAACAUAAUCUUUAUAUUUUGCAUGCAAUUCACCAAUUUUUUUAUUAUUGCAGUAGUCAUAAGCAUUUUCUUUUUUUCUUUUCUUUUUUUAAAUGCACCAUUAAAAGCAAGCAUGAUACCAACCAUUUUGUCGCAUUUACGAAAUCAUCUCGCCGUGUGCAUUUCCAUUUAUGAUUAAUUCGUAACUCAUAGCAGCCGAAUCACUAAUACGUGCUUGUUGAUUUAAGCUGAAUAUCGUCCGGUGUCGUUAUUAUAAAUGUCCAUUAGUUAACCCGGGCAGGGAGAGAGAGGAGCUGCGAUACAGGCCUCGGAUUGUGUUUUAUAGCAGCCUUUGGAGCAUUUCUUCCUCCUCCUCCUCCUCCUCCUCCUCCUCUUCUGUGGUCCCGGGCUGUGUUUGCAGUCCCUGCAGAGAUGGACACCUCCUGGAGUAAUUUCCUCUUUCAGACGGCGCCGACUCAGAGCCAACCGGAGACGCCUCUGCAGUCUGAGCUGCUGCCCGAGCUGACCGGCUCAGCUCAGAGUCCUCCAGCAGACCACAUGGUGACGCCGCCGUCCACCGUCGACACCGCCGCCCUGAGCGAGGAGCCGCUGCCUGUCAAACCGCUCUCCAAGCCGAGCCGGCCGGCCCACAUCUGCGCCACCUGCAACAAGGAGUUCAAGAACAGCUACAACCUGCGGCGCCACCAGUCGGUGCACACGGGCAUCAAGAUGAAGGACCGCGCCGCCCGGGAGAAGGAGGACGCAGGGAAGGGAGGACGGGUGGAGAAGCAGUCCGUCCCUCUCUCCCUCCUCCACCUCAGCCUGCCCUCCCAGCCUCUUCCUCCCCCUCCCCCAACCGCCGCCCCCGAGGCCCUCCCCCAGCCCGGUCAGCACGCCAACCAAGACAGCCAACCGGUCUCUGUGUCCAUCGCCCCGGCAACCCUAACCAUGGCUGCACAGCCUCAACCCAUCCAGGCAGCUGUUGUCGUCGUGGGCUCCAUGGAGCAGAAUCCAAACCCCAAUCCCAACCCCAACACCAACCAGGUGAGGAAGAACCACGCCUGCGAGGCCUGCGGAAAGGCCUUCAGAGACGUCUACCACCUCAACCGUCACCGGCUGUCGCACUCGGACGAGAAGCCGUACUCCUGCCCCAUCUGCCAGCAGCGCUUCAAGAGGAAAGACAGGAUGAGCUACCACGUGCGCUCGCACCAAGGCGGCGUGGAGAAGCCGUACAUCUGUCCCCACUGCGCCAAGGCCUUCUCUCGACCGGACCACCUCAACAGCCACGUGCGACAGGUGCACUCUACAGAGAGACCGUUCAAGUGCACGACGUGCACGUCUGCGUUCGCCACACGGGAUCGUCUCCGCGCCCACCUGAUCCGUCACGAGGAGAAGGUGCCGUGUCACAUCUGCGGGAAGCUGCUGUCUGCCGCUUACAUCACCGACCACAUGAGGGUCCACAACCAGUCGCAGCACCACGCCUGUCACCUCUGCAACCGCAGCUUCACCACCCUCACCUACCUGCGUGUCCACGCUCAGAAGCACCACGGCCAGGAGUGGAAGGAGAGCGGCGGGGCGCAGGGGGGCUUCGGUGGGACGGGGGCCGGCGGGGUGCUGCUCUGCCAGCUGUGCGGGGUACAGUGCAAAACGGCCACGCAGCUCCAGGGUCACAUGGGCACCCACGCCAACCAGGCCGACACCGGCCCCGACCCGACGAGCUCGGGUCCCGUGGGCACCACCAGCGUGGCUGUCACUGUGUCCAGCGGUAGCACUGUGGGACUGCUGGUAACUGACUGCUCCAGUAUCGCCCCCCAGCCCCACAGCUAACACGCUGGGAGGCCGAGGGGGA
Messenger RNA from Micropterus dolomieu (smallmouth bass), 2549 nucleotides. It is a transcript of the gene maza, whose product is annotated as myc-associated zinc finger protein. NCBI's taxonomy places the organism in Eukaryota, Metazoa, Chordata, Actinopteri, Centrarchiformes, Centrarchidae. The coding region runs from base 1133 to 2527 and encodes 464 amino acids. The record is from RefSeq and is a predicted model, not a curated record. The transcript is spliced from 7 exons. Gene Ontology annotation, cellular component: nucleus.